This is a messenger RNA of Scleropages formosus (Asian bonytongue), 282 nucleotides long. It is a transcript of the gene meig1, whose product is annotated as meiosis/spermiogenesis associated 1. The coding region runs from base 1 to 282 and encodes 93 amino acids. Gene Ontology annotation, cellular component: nucleus. Lineage: Eukaryota; Metazoa; Chordata; Actinopteri; Osteoglossiformes; Osteoglossidae. The record is from RefSeq and is a predicted model, not a curated record. The transcript has 2 exons.
AUGGCGUGUGUGUCGCGUGUCGAUGGCAAUGCCAAGCCAAAAUCUAUGAGCCGAGCGAAGCAGUGGACCGGCGAGGUGGAAAACCUGUACAGAUUUCAACAAGCUGGAUACAGAGAUGAGCUGGAAUACAAACAGGUCAAACAAGUAGAACGGAUUGACCGAUGGCCUGAAACAGGAUUUGUGAAAAAGCUGCAACGGCGAGAUAACACAUUUUAUUAUUACAACAGAAAGAGGGAAUGUGAUGACAGGGAUGUCCAUAAAGUGAAAGUAUAUACAUACUGA